GAUAUACACACACUCCUCCUCUCCCCGAGUUGGAACUCCAUCUAAGGACCGAGCACACACUCCUCGUCUGCUACCAUACACCACCAAGCUCACCACCAACAGACAUGGCUGACCAACUAACAGAAGAGCAGAUCGCAGAGUUCAAGGAGGCGUUCUCCUUAUUCGACAAGGACGGCGACGGCACCAUCACCACCAAAGAGCUUGGUACCGUGAUGAGGUCUUUGGGCCAGAACCCCACAGAGGCGGAGCUCCAGGACAUGAUCAACGAAGUGGACGCCGAUGGUAACGGAACCAUCGACUUCCCCGAGUUUUUGACCAUGAUGGCCAGAAAAAUGAAGGACACAGACAGUGAGGAGGAGAUCCGCGAGGCUUUCCGGGUAUUCGACAAGGACGGAAACGGCUACAUCAGUGCUGCAGAGCUCCGCCACGUCAUGACAAACCUGGGAGAGAAGCUGACGGAUGAGGAGGUGGACGAGAUGAUCAGAGAAGCAGACAUUGACGGAGACGGACAGGUCAACUAUGAAGAGUUUGUACAGAUGAUGACCGCAAAGUGAAGCUCGCCCGCCCCGCCCUCCCCCCUCUUAGAAGAAAAAAAAAAUUCAAAAAUGUUUUACUUACCUCUUGGGAAAAAAAAAUAUGUUCAUUUAUUCAUACUGUUUCUGUAUAGAAAAUAAUUGAAUGUUGAAAUAAAAUAUUCUUCUGUCCACACAGGAAAAAAUAUAUAUAAAAAAAAGACACAAAAAAUGAUCUGCAUGAAAACGAUGGUUAGUGGUCCUGUUCCCGCCCAUCCCUCUCUUCGUCCCUCCUCCUCCCUUCUGAAAUCCGUUUAACAUCAGUACUUAAGACAACGCAACACCAGUAACAGCCAACCCCUCCCAACUCCCAAGCUGCAGCAGCUGGCUAACUCCCGAGCAGUUUCCCCGGCCCCUGGUCCAUGACCCAGCGGGCAGGCCAUCUCCUCUUCAUCAGUUUUCUGUUCUUCAUGCAUGCAGCUUGAGACCGGAACGCUAAAGCCUUUCCCUCCCCACCCCCCUCCUUCUCUUCCUCCUCCUCUUCCUCCGCCCUUACCCCCGGUUGAACAGAGCCGUGCUGAUUUCACUAUAAGCUGUCCUAUUGUUGGUUUGGUACAGUUCUGUUUGUUUUUUCAUUUUAUACUUGGAGAGGAACUCUGUACUGUUAAAUUGAGCGAAUAUACCAGGUUCUUAUUCAAGUUGAAAACAUUACAAUGGGACUUAAUUGUAUGCUAGAUAAAAAGAGAAAAAAAAAGAAAAAAACAACCCUUUUUUUUUCUUCAAAUGUUUGGCAUGUUUAUUUGUUUUGGUUUCUGUUAUUUGGACGGCCAUCGAUCUAGCUGUGUCUCCUGCCCUCAUUUAAAACGAAAAAUACUACAGAAUACGGUCGGGCACUAUUAAGUCUUACAGGUGAAAACUUUGUUUUUGUUUUUGUUUUGGAUUCUUUUUGUUUUGCCGAGACGGAGCGUCUGUCCUCUGCCCUGGCGUGAGCGAAUCACUGGCCUUUUACGUUUUAUUUCGUUUUCUUUUUUUUCUCUUCCUCUCUCUUGAUUCUCGACUCAGACCGGAGUGCGGCGGCGUGCGCGUGCGUGUCAGUCUGUCACUCGGCGGGGGGGUCCGGCGUGGUGGGCUGCGCGCCCCUCGGCGCGUUGGGCCUUGAGCGACGCUGCCGCCGACCGUGCCCCGCCCUCCCGCCCUGGGCUCCUCUGGGUUCAGUUUACAUUCAUUCCAAGUUGUACAUGCUAGUCUUUAUUUUAUUUUAAUUUUUUUUUUUCAAAUAAAAAAAGAUCAUGAA
This is a messenger RNA of Gadus chalcogrammus (walleye pollock), 1806 nucleotides long. It is a transcript of the gene calm1b, whose product is annotated as calmodulin 1b. The record is from RefSeq and is a predicted model, not a curated record. Lineage: Eukaryota; Metazoa; Chordata; Actinopteri; Gadiformes; Gadidae. The transcript has 6 exons. Bases 105 to 554 code for a protein of 149 amino acids. Gene Ontology annotation, molecular function: calcium ion binding.